GAGGCCCCGCCCCUUCCGCCGCCGACUUUCCCAUUUCCGGACCACGAGUUCCCCUAAAAUUUGGCUUUACUCUCCAGCGCGGACCCUGCCAGAACCGCGGGUGUGUGGGUCCCGGCCACCCCAACCUUAGGCAUGGGGACCCCCAAGAGGAAGGCCCCGGGCGGCCAGGACGGCGCGGCAAAGCGGGCCCGCCGCGAAGAGCUCACGGGCGUGCGCUUCAAGGCUCAGCUGAGGGACCCGCAAGGCGCGGAGCCGGCCUUGGAAGCGUUUGUCUCUGCUGCCAAGAAGCUACCUGGAGACGACAUGUAUGACGUUGUGGAAGGGUACAUAAAGAUUUCUGUGGAGUGUGCAGAGCUCUUCCAGCUCCUGGGCGGGGAGAAGCGGCCUGAAAGUGAAAUGCUAUUAAUGUUUCAAGUUUUUGAGGCCAUAUUAUUGCGGACGGCAAGCGAUCUUUCCCAUUUUCAUGUUGUGGGGACCAACAUCGUGAAAAAGCUAAUGAAUAACCACAUGAAGCUCAUCUGUGAGUCGCUGUAUGCCUCAGGUUACAGGAUGGCUCGAGCCUGUCUGAACCUGAUGGCUGCCAUGGUGACCCAGGGCCCCGAAGCCGCCAGGGACGUCUGCAGCCAUUUCGAUUUGAAUAAAAAGACCUUGUACAGCCUGGCGACCAAGAGGGAUUCCAAGGGAGUGCCUGAUGUCCGGCUGGCCUAUGUUCAAUUUGCCAUUUCCUUUUUGAUCGCCGGUGAUGACAACACCAUAGUGCAAGUGCUGGAGUUGAAAGAAUUUAUUCCGUGCAUUUUUAGCUCAUGCAUAAAGGAAGAUAGGAUUUCUACCAUCAACAUUCUGUUAUCCACCCUGAAAACAAAGGUAGUUCACAAUAAGAACAUCACAAAAACCCAGAAGGUGCAUUUCUUCACUGGGCAGUUACUGAACCACAUAGCGUCUCUCUACAGCUGGAAUGGGAUCAUUGACGUGGACCUGGAAAAUGCCGAGACUUCUGCUGAAGACGCAGGGAAGACCAUGGUGAGGGAGCUUGUUCAUAGCUUCCUGAUGGAUCUGUGCUGUUCGCUCAAGCAUGGGAUCAAUUUCUAUGACGCAUCUUUUGGUACCUUUGGCAGGGGAGGAAACCUAACACUCCUACACUUCCUGUUGGGAUUGAAAACUGCAGGGGAUGAUGAGCUGGUGGCCGAACUGGUGGCGAGCAUCCUUAAAGUGUGUCCGGACUUACUGAACAGAUACUUCAAGGAAGUAACUCUCUCUUUUCUCCCGAGAGUGAAGUCCACUUGGUCCAGUAAUAUCAAACUUCUGAACAAGAUCUAUGAGGCCCAGCCGGAAAUUUCUCGGGCGUUUUGGACCAGAGAGUUCAUCCCCUUACCUCGGCUCCUGGCGAUGGUGAUGGUGACCACUGUGCCUCUGGUGUGCAAUAAGAUCAUGUUCACGCAGGCAUUAAAUUUGGACAGCAAAUCAGUGAAACACACAGCUUUAUCCCUUGCUUCCGUCAUUUUGAAGAGAGCGUUAAAGACCAUUGACUACUGCCUGAGCAGAGAGGGGUGGCAGGAAUCAGGCGUGUACACGGCCGCAAUGAUGGAAGAGUUUGUGCAGCUCUUCAGAGAAGCCCUGAGCAAGGUUUUACCAGACCUGAACACCAUUGUGUGGGUCUGGCAGUCACUUAGGAAGCAAGAGACCAAACAGGAUGAUGAGAAAGGGAAGAAGAGGGGCAGCCAGACUCCUGCCACCCACGUGACUCCCCAGUGCGAUGAUGCAGAAACCAUCCUUCUGAAAGCUACUCUGCUCCAGGUCAUAUGCCUCUACCAGAAGGUGGUCCCACACGUGGUAAUGCAGUACAGCUUUGACUUCAGCAAGCUCCUCAAAGGCGUCAUCUCAGAGCAGGGCCUUCGAGGGGAGGUGCCCCCCAUUCUGCAGCACCACAUCCUGAAGGUGGCCCUGGAACUGCCCACCAGCAAGUUUUCAUGGCUAAAGGCACAGGAAGGCCCAGAUGCAGACAUUAUUGGAGGAGAACGAUCCGUGUUUUAUUUACUGAUGAAAAUGUUUGUGACCAGCACCCAUUUACAGCUCAAGUCCUCAACCAAACUUCUGAUCAUAAAGAUUCUGCGAGACACGGGGGUGUUUGAGCACACCUGGGAGGAGCUGGCGCUGUGGCUGGAGCACGUGGAGAGCACUGGGGAAGAGAGAAGAGAAGCCGUGAUUCGGUUUUUGGAACACGUUUUAUUGACGUUGGUGGCGAAUCCCUCCUCAUACACAGACAAAGCAUCUGACUUUGUUCAAGAAGCUAGCACACUGCAGGGCCCUGUGACGCAGCAGAGCGCCGAUGAUGUCAGCAUUCCCAUCUCCCACAUCGACGACGUUCUUGACAUGAUGGACGUCCUGGUGGAGGGCAGCGAAGGUUUGGAUGAAGAGAUCGGAUUCUUACUGAAUGAGGACAUGAUCCUGCUCACGUUCCCAUUCAGUGCUGUGGUCCCUGCAGCCCUAGAAGCCAGGAAUACAUUACUCCGUGGGACAGAGAAUAAAGCUGGAGAAAGUGCUGUGGCAUAUCUGAUAGCAGUGCUGACAGACCUCCUCCACACCCAGAGAGACCCUCUGGCUCUGUGUCUUCUGCUACAGUCUUAUGAUAAGUUGGAGCCUCCCAUCGCAUCUUGCUGUCAUCAGCUGUCCCAGUUCAACAGAUACUACAGCCGCUGGAUCCCAGAGCCAGCGCGACAGGCCUUGCCGCUUCAGAUGCCAGGCAGCCUUGCCCCCCAGGGCCCUGCAGCUUCCGGCUUCACCGCCCUGCUGCAGACGGCCUAUGAGAGCGAGGGUGCGCUCCUGGAUGAGGGUGUGCAGGCACAGCUGCUGGACGCCCUCCCGCGCCUCCCCAUGCACCAGAUCCUGCGCUCAGCAAAACACUUGCUGCUCUACCUCCGGAGCACCGUGGAGAACUUUGGCCAGCUGGGCAGAAGUACGGGGCUGCCCCUUCUGCAGCUCCUGCUGGAUCUCCUCAGGCGCCUGGUCCUCCACUGCGAGCAGCUGGAUGCCCAGAACCAGCAGAAGUGCGAGGCUGCUCAGGCCGAAUCCGAACUCUUUUUGGACAUGGAGGCCAUGGCCUCCCUGGAGUUGGCCAGUGACAAGACGCUGGAGAAGGUGCUUGUGGCUGUCCUCAAACACCCCACACUGGAGGGCUGGUUCCUGGCCCUGGAGCAGCAGGCCCUUCCUCCACACACACUCAGCCCUCCCUUCGUGAAGCUCCUGGCAGCCCACCUCAGUGCAGGGGUCCUGCAGCUGUUGAUGGCCAGUGCCCCCAUCCUCCGGGGCAUUGGUCAGCUGGGCCUCCUGGCUAGGUACUCAGAAGCUAUCACGCGGAGCGUGUUGAAAGAGCUGCAGGACAGGAGGGCAGGCCCGGCCAUGGCAACACGAAAGACCCUCCCGCAAUUGGAGGCUCUGCAGGGGCUGCACCCGUUCAUGGAGCAUGCCCAACUCCACGAGAUCACCUUGGCCCUGCUGAGCCUGCCCAAGGCCCAUCUGGUGGCCCAGCGACCCAUGAAGUCCCACACAAAGGAGAGAUGGCUGAAUGCUCUUGGCAAGACCCUGGUCCAACUGUUGACCAGUAGCUCCCAGGAUGAGCUGCAGAGCGGCGAGCUCCUCUGGGCCUCUGAGUAUGUGAGAGGCCUGGGGGCUUUGCUCCCCACAUUGGCCAUGGAUGAGAUGGACACUGUGUUCCUCCAUGCUCUUCAGAGACAGCCCAUGCUGGCCCCCGCGGUUGGGGUAGACCUGCUCGACUACUGCCUGGACCGGCGGACGCAGGCGGCCCUUGGCAUCGCUACCCUGCUCCUGCAGCAGAGCUGCACCGCGCUGCUGCGGGUGGAGCUGUGGUUCGCACAGCCUGGCCGGGGGCUCUGCCUCCAGGAGCACCUGGACGACUUCCUCCCCCUUGUCCACACAUACCUGCAGUGCAGGACUCACGGACACUUCACACGCCCAGCAGGAGUGUCCUCUGCUGUCAUUCUUGUCUUGAGGAAGGCCCUGUGGAGGCAGCUGCAGACCAAGCUUCUCAGCGUUGAAGGCCCCCCAGACUCUGGGCUGCAUCAGGAGAUCCUGGCCCAGCUGGUCCCGUUUGCAAGAACCAGGGCCCUCAGUGUCCUCAUGAACCAUUUGCCCAGCUUGCUUCAGGCUCCCAACAGUCACAAGAGUUGGAUCGUGGCCGACUCUGUUUCAGCUGCCCUGGAAGGAUCGGCCGAAGAGCUGCGAGCCUGGAGAAGGACCCUGCUGGGAUCAUGUGUAGGAUGGCUGGUUGCGGCUUUCAGUGGGAGCCAGCAAGGUGGUGACAGCUGCCAGGGUCAAGAGGAGCAAAUGCUGCUGAGAUUGAACAAUCUGUUGAAUUCACUUAAUGAUGUUGACCCUGGUGACUGGCAGAAAUUUGUGAAGUCUGGACUCAAAUUUCGGUAUCAAGAUCACACAUUUUUAAAGGCCCUCCAUGUUGCCAUACAGCUCCUGUAUCUUCCCAAAAACCCCACGUCCACGAAGCUCAUCCAGCUCUCAGUGGUCCACAUGAUGCUCACCCAGCAUUCUCUGUUUUUGCCAACUCUACUGAAGUCUGAGGAAGAGGAAACCCCACACAGUCAAGUAAAAGAAGCGCUGGUGGACUUGAUGUUGGUGGUAGUGAGGAUGUGCCCCUCCGUCUGUGAGAGCAGCCACUUUGCAGUGCUCCUUGGGGCCUAUGGAGCCUCCCUCAGCAUCCUGGACCAGAAGAUUUUACUCCUCCUCCGGGCGUACGAGCAGAACAAGCUCAGCCUCAUCAGCUUCAGGGUACUGCUGUGGGGCCCAGCUGCCGUGGAACAUCACAAGACAUGUCGGAGCCUGGGCAAGUCGCUGUGGCAGCAGCCGAGCGUUGGCGACAUCCUCCGCCUCCUGGAUCGGGACCGGAUGAUGAAGACCAUCCUCCACUUCCCCCAGAACCGGAGGCUGCUGCCCCGCGAGGAAACACAGGAACUGAUACUUAAAGACAGAAGCACCAUGGAUCUCGAUGGCCUUUAUGACCCCUGCUUUCUCCUCCAUCUCUUCAGCGAACUGACCAGGCCAGAAUUUGUGGUGGAUUGUCGAAUGUUUUUGGACUCAAAUGCUCUGGGCCUGACUGUGGCGGCCCUCAGCAGCUAUGACCCCCAUAUGCGAGCUGCAGCCUAUCACAUCCUGGUGGCCUACUACUCACAUCUGGAGGGGGCACGGUUCCCAGAACAGUCCCAGUUACUUUACCUGUUGGAUGUAGUCCGGGAGGGGAUUCGCACUCAGAACAUGAGACUCACCUUCACCGUGGCCCUCUUCAUUGCCAAGGCUGCCCUGCUGAUUUUGAAACCAGAGGAGCACAUGUACUUGAAGAUCAACAAGUUCCUGCUAUCACACGAGUACUUGAAUAUGAACAAAGUUCCAGGCUUCUACCAGUUCUUCUUCAGCUCAGACUUUGAGCAAAAGACCGAACAGGAAUGGGUGUUUGGGAUUCUACGUCAGGGAAUCCGGGACAAGCACUGCUAUGAGCUCUACGCCAGGCGAGGAGUUUUCUCCAUCAUCCUGUCCUUUUUCAACAGCUCGUUGUGUGACGAAGUGGCGCAGAACUGGAUUCUGGAAAUCCUACAGAAUGCCGCCCGGAAUGCCAAAGCUGCCUACGAGAUCCUGCGGGACUAUAGCCUUUUAACGUGGCUUUUAAACAUCCUUGAGAGCAAGUUUCUGGAGACCCCGCUGCUCUGCAGCAUAAUCUCCUUGCUGCACACUCUGUGGGUGACCAACCUGGGACACAGAGGUGUGGAGUCGGGGAGUCAGCCCCCCUGCAAGUCUGGGUCCCAGAAGCGCCCGAAGCUGCUCGCCCUGCACCUGGUCAAUGAGUUCCUUUACGUUCUCAUCGUGCUCAUGAAGCACCUGAGGCCUGCCUUGCCCUCUGCCCAGCUGGCCAGCUUCUUCGGGGCGCUCGACUCUGUCCUUAAGUACCGGGCCACCGUCACACAGGCCUUCAGAGACAUGGACCGCUUCACCGUGAAUGAGACAGUGUUGUCCACCAAGGACGUUCUCAUCCUCCUGCACAAGUGGAGCCUCAUCGGGAGGGACACCGGGCUCCAAGAGGACCUGAGAGCAGCCAUUGAGAAAUACCAAGUCAAGGAGCUCCUGAAAAUGCUCAAGGAUAAGAACAGGCCUGUUGUGGCAGCCCGAGCCAGAGGCCCCUGGGGCCGAAGGAGGAGGCCUGGGGAGGCAGAGGAGGCGGCUGACCCUGAGCUGCAGGCGUCCACCUUGGAGACGUGCAAGGGCCUCCUGAGGUCCAUACUGACUCACUGGGGGCCAGUCUUCCCCAGCUGUGAGCCUGCUCAGGAGCCUGCAGACAGGACCACCCCUGAGAGCAGGGCACCGGGCCCUGUGCACGCCACCGCUUCCCUGGCAGCCACCUGGGUGCUGUGCUCAGUGGCCGACAACCCACUCAGCAGGGCAGAGGCUGCUGGACUCCUUGGAUGGCUUAAGAGCCACAUUUUGCCACAGCCAGUCAUCGUGGCUGAUCUUCUUGGGGACAGUCGUGUGAGGAGUGGCAUAUUUAAGCUGUACAGCCGGCUCUGCAGUACCGAGGGGCUGCUCGGGCCCGCACAGAGUGUGGCCUGCCUGUUGAACACGGUCAUGCUGCAGCUUGUGGGGGCCCGGGGCCCAGCAGGGAGCUCCCUCCAGACAGCAGUCGAGGCUCUCCACCUGGCUUCUCUGAAGGAGGAGGAUGAAGCCACACGAGCUGCGGCAGCAUUGCUGGUGUCUCUGUACAUUAAGGACGUCUGGCUGGGGGCCCAGCGGCCAGACACCCUCCUAACUCAUGUCCGGAUGGUCUGUGACUCUGCAGAGGACGUGCCAAGUGGGAACAAGGAGGCCAUCUUCGUGCUCUGCAGGGACCUCGCUGCCUCAGCCCCAGAUGCUUGACGCCCUGCCUGCUGUCUGCAGUGCCGGGUUCUAGAAGUUUGGCUGAGUCAAACGUUUCGGUGGAGGGCAUGCAAAAGGAUGGGCUCUGGAUAUUGACGGUUUCCUGACAAGAAAAGUGGACUAUUUAACUGACCAAUAAAUAAUGAACUCAAGGGACUGGUUCCACAGUCCUAGUAGGCAUGGGGGUCUUUGGGGCCAUGAGCCCAUCCAGUAUUUAGUUAGGCAAGACCCUUCUUGUCGGGUUCAUCAUUCUCCAAAGGAAAUACUUCAAGUUGAGGUAACACUUCUGAGCACUUAAGGGAUUUGUGGGUAUUAAUUCUAAAGUGUCCAAAAAUUAUUAGAUAAAAGGGCAUGAAGAGAUGUUUAAAGCUUUCUUAUUCUAUAAGAAGUCAAAAGAAAGGUUGGUAUAACUUUUUCAAUUAAGAAGCUCCUGCCAGUGUUAAUUAUUUUAUUGAAAGGAUGUUACACUAAAUCCUUAAAGUAUAGAGUUGAUGUGCCCUCUGCUUUGGGAAGUCAGACUGUAUUUUUUUUAAUUUUGUUUCAAAGAGGGGCUUUUGAAUUUUAUAACUUGUUAAUAAAUGUUUAUUUUAUGUUAG
This is a messenger RNA of Manis pentadactyla (Chinese pangolin), 7523 nucleotides long. RefSeq names its product nucleolar pre-ribosomal-associated protein 1-like. The record is from RefSeq and is a predicted model, not a curated record. The transcript has 39 exons. Lineage: Eukaryota; Metazoa; Chordata; Mammalia; Pholidota; Manidae. Gene Ontology annotation, biological process: maturation of LSU-rRNA from tricistronic rRNA transcript (SSU-rRNA, 5.8S rRNA, LSU-rRNA); maturation of 5.8S rRNA from tricistronic rRNA transcript (SSU-rRNA, 5.8S rRNA, LSU-rRNA). Gene Ontology annotation, cellular component: nucleolus. The coding region runs from base 133 to 6927 and encodes 2264 amino acids.